CACGAGUCAAACCAGCCCUAACUCGACCCCUAUAUAAACCCCGUCUCCCCACCGUUUGAGCCUUUCCUAUUCGCGUGAAAAAAGGUUGCCACUUUUUGCAGAGCUCGGAAACACUGCGGUCGCAACAAGGCGUCGAUCCACAGCUUCGUCUUCUGUGAUGCCUAGCAUGAACUCCGAUCCAGACGACUCGGAACCGUUUGUCGAGGUGGAUCCCACCGGCAGAUACGGCCGGUACAACGAGCUUCUCGGUUGUGGGGCAGUGAAAAAGGUAUACAGAGCCUUUGACCAGGAAGAAGGUAUAGAGGUGGCUUGGAACCAGGUCAAGCUUCGCUAUUUCUGCGAUGACCAAUCCACAAUCGACCGGCUAAACUCGGAGGUUCGGUUGCUAAGGACUCUGAAGAACAAGAACAUCAUUGCUCUGUACCAUGUGUGGAGGGACCAAGGGAAAAACACUUUGAAUUUCAUUACUGAAGUUUGCACCUCUGGUAAUCUGAGGGAUUACAGGAAGAAGCACAAGCAUGUUUCCAUGAAGGCUUUGAAGAAGUGGUCCAAGCAGAUUCUCAAGGGCUUGAAUUAUUUGCACACCCAUGAGCCGUGUAUUAUUCACCGGGAUCUGAAUUGUAGUAACGUGUUCAUCAAUGGCAACGUCGGUCAGGUGAAAAUUGGUGAUUUUGGUCUGGCCGCAACAGUAGGCAAGAACCACUCUGCGCAUUCAAUACUUGGAACGCCAGAAUUCAUGGCGCCGGAGCUGUACGAGGAGAACUACACCGAGUUAAUCGACAUAUACUCAUACGGUAUGUGUGUGCUCGAGAUGGUGACUCUGGAAGUACCCUACAGCGAGUGCGACAGCAUUGCAAAGAUAUACAAGAAGGUGACAGCCGGUGUGAGGCCCCGAGCCAUGGACAAGGUUAUGGACCCCGAAGUGAAGGCGUUCAUCGAGAGGUGCCUUGCCCAGCCGCGGGCCAGGCCUUCCGCUGCCGACCUACUCAGAGACCCGUUCUUUGAUGGCAUUAUUGUUGAUGAUGAUGAAAAUGACAUUGGAUUGUCCGCCUUGAGUUUAUAGAUUUUUUUGUUUUUUUGAAUAUUUGUCAAGUCAGAUUGUUGCUGAUUUUGGAGGGAUGUGGGGUGGGUAUGAUUCUUUAGGUUUUUUUUUUUUUUCCUUAUAUUGUUUUGGAUUGAAAAAAGCGAUAAAUUUGGGCAAGGGAAAAGCCGGGGUAGGGGGUUGUUGAAUUGUAAAUAGUAGAGUUUGUCACGCAAUUUCUAGUUUUGUGGGAAGAUUUGGGUAUUUUUUGGGACCAGGGGGAUUCCUGCAGUGUAUCAUCUCAAUCGUCCAUCUCAAUUCUCAACAAUUAAUUCGUAUGUCUUCA
Rhododendron vialii is the source of this 1367-nucleotide messenger RNA. Its product is annotated as probable serine/threonine-protein kinase WNK11. The record is from RefSeq and is a predicted model, not a curated record. Gene Ontology annotation, molecular function: protein serine/threonine kinase activity; ATP binding. Gene Ontology annotation, biological process: protein phosphorylation; intracellular signal transduction. The transcript has 3 exons. Gene Ontology annotation, cellular component: cytoplasm. NCBI's taxonomy places the organism in Eukaryota, Viridiplantae, Streptophyta, Magnoliopsida, Ericales, Ericaceae. The coding region runs from base 158 to 1063 and encodes 301 amino acids.